Molecule: messenger RNA, 3157 nt
Organism: Nematostella vectensis (starlet sea anemone)
Lineage: Eukaryota; Metazoa; Cnidaria; Anthozoa; Actiniaria; Edwardsiidae
Product: cullin-1
Exons: 24
Coding region: 490-2793 (767 amino acids)
Biological process (GO): protein ubiquitination; SCF-dependent proteasomal ubiquitin-dependent protein catabolic process
Cellular component (GO): SCF ubiquitin ligase complex
Molecular function (GO): ubiquitin protein ligase binding
Source: RefSeq, a predicted model, not a curated record
UAGACUGGUGUGGGGCAUGCUUUGCGUGUGUGACGUCAUGCUAAGCCGCCAUGUUUUCCCUGGUGUCUGAGUAAGAGAAAGAAAUAACGAGAGAAGGGUGGAAAUUAUAAAAAAAAAUAUCUAUGUAUUUAAAGAAACAAGUUGGAAGUAAGUUCAAGCCCUUGUAGGUAAUAGAGUGAGCUAUGAUGAACCAGAAGCUAGUGUUAUUUGGACGUUUGUAAGCGAGUUGGAAGACGCUGUGACAUUUGUGUGCGGCUGUUUGCCUGGUGAAACUUCAAACAUAUUUUGUUCCUCUUAAACAACAAUGAGAACUCGUAGCAUUCCUCCACUCUAAUAAUAAGAAAGAGAAGUUAAAACAUUAUUCCAUCUUACCAAGACUCCCAAGGCAGGUACACACUUGCGAUAACUGGCCAAGACUACUCAAGCUUCAUUCAAAAAUAAUUUAGGAGUAAUUACUUUUUUGGAUAGUGCCCUUAGCUGCCUAAAGCUAUGGCCACACGAGGAGCUAACCCUCACGGGUUACGGCAGAUCAAUUUAGAUGAAAUAUGGGACGAUUUGAAGGAAGGAAUCCAGCAUGUGUACAAUCAGCAAAGUAUGUCUAAACAAAGAUACAUGGAACUAUAUACACAUGUAUACAAUUAUUGUACUAGUGUUCAUCAGCAGUCGCAGUCUAGGGUACCUAAGCAAAAGAAGGCUCCCAAUCAAGGUGGUGCUCAAUUUGUUGGACAUGAGUUGUAUAAGAGGUUGAAGGAAUUCCUAAAAUCAUACCUUCUCAAUAUGCAAAAGGAUGGGGCAGAUCUGAUGGAUGAAUCUGUAUUGAGAUUUUACUCAAGUCGCUGGGAAGACUAUAGAUUUUCAAGUAAGGUGCUAAAUGGUGUGUGUGCCUACUUGAACAGGCACUGGGUACGACGAGAGUGUGAUGAAGGCAGGAAAGGCAUUUAUGAAAUAUAUCAACUUGCUCUGGUUACAUGGAGAGAACAUCUAUUCCGUCCAUUAAAUAAACAAGUCACCAAUGCAGUCCUUCGCCUCAUUGAAAGGGAAAGAAAUGGAGAGACUAUUAACACAAGAUUAGUUAGUGGAGUUAUUCAGUGUUAUGUUGAACUGGGCUUGAAUGAGGAGGAACAAUCUUCUAAAGGACCUGCCCUCACCGUGUACAAACAGUAUUUUGAGUCUGUAUUUCUUGAAGACACUGAGCGUUUCUAUACGGCAGAGAGUGUGGAGUUUCUACGGGAAAACCCUGUUACAGAGUACAUGAAAAAGGCUGAAGCACGACUGCUUGAGGAACAACGUCGGGUGAAUGUCUACCUUCACGAGAGUACUCAAGAUGAACUUGCGAGAAAGUGUGAACAAGUUCUUAUAGAAAAACAUUUAGACAUAUUUUAUGCUGAAUUUCAAAAUUUGCUAAAUGAUGACAAGAAUGAAGAUCUCGGUCGUAUGUACAGCCUAGGCUCAAGAAUACCAGAUGGACUCGUCCAGCUGCGAACCUUACUAGAAAAUCACAUUUGCUACCAGGGUCUUAAUGCACUAGAAAAAUGUGGAGAACAAGCGUAUAAUGACCCUAAGGUGUAUGUGGAAACCAUCCUGGAGGUACAUCAUAAAUACAAUGCAUUGGUGCUGACAGCUUUCAAGAAUGAUGCUGGCUUUGUUGCAGCCUUAGAUAAGGCCUUUGGCAAGUUUAUCAACAGCAAUGCAGUAACAAAGCAAGCUCAGGCUUCAUCCAAGUCACCUGAAUUACUUGCCAGAUACUGUGAUUCUUUGCUCAAGAAAAGUUCAAAAAAUCCUGAAGAAGCUGAACUAGAAGACAUUUUAAAUUCUGUGAUGGUUGUAUUCAAAUACAUAGAGGAUAAAGAUGUUUUCCAGAAGUUUUAUGCCAACAUGCUUGCCAAGCGCCUUGUACAACACAACUCAGCAUCUGAUGAUGCAGAGGCCAGUAUGAUUUCCAAACUUAAGCAAGCAUGUGGCUUUGAGUACACAUCCAAACUACAGAGAAUGUUCCAAGACAUAGGAGUCAGCAAAGACCUGAAUGACAAGUUUAAGGCUCACCUAGCCAAUACAGGAUCACUAGAUUUGGAUUUUACCAUUCAAGUAUUAAGUUCUGGCUCAUGGCCAUUCCAGCAGUCGUGGACCUUUUCACUUCCUGCUGAGAUGGAGAAGAGUCACCAGAGGUUUACCACAUUCUACAGCAGUCAGCAUAGUGGGCGUAAACUUCACUGGCUCUAUCACAAGUCCAAGGGUGAGCUGGUCACAAACUGUUUUAAGAACCGCUACACUCUUCAGGCGUCCACAUACCAGAUGGGUGUGCUUCUUAUGUUUAACACCGCUGACAGCUACACAGUGGAGCAAAUCCAAGAACAGACGCAGCUCAAGAUGGAGCUUCUUAUCCAAGUACUUGGAAUUCUGCUAAAGACUAAACUUCUGUUGUGUGACACUUGUGAAGAUGUCAGUGGAUUAGAACCCUCCUCUGUACUCAAGCUUUUCUUUGGGUAUAAGAAUAAAAAACUUCGAGUGAAUAUAAAUGUACCAAUGAAGACAGAACAGAGGAAUGAGCAAGAACAAACACACAAGUACAUAGAAGAAGACCGCAAGCUUCUGAUACAGGCUGCCAUUGUGAGGAUUAUGAAGAUGCGUAAAAUGCUCAAACAUCAACCUCUGCUGGCAGAGGUGCUGUCACAGCUUUCUAGUCGCUUCAAGCCAAGAGUGCCAACCAUUAAGAAGUGUAUAGAUAUCCUGAUAGAGAAGGAGUACCUCGAGCGCGUAGAGGGAGAAAAAGAUACGUACGCAUAUCUUGCUUGAAGGAAACUGUUGCUAGAUCACCUACAGUGCUGAAACAAGAAAGAAAAUGAAGAGGUUGGGUGGACACCCUAGAAGAGAUUCCGGCGAAUGACUUGAGAUGGAGUACAGAGCAUACCUCCAAAUGCAACUGCCCCCCGGACACCAACACACUAAUCUUAAAUUUAAUUACCUAAAGAUAAUCAUCUUCGGAAUUUUGUUGUAAUCCAAGCAUGGCAAUUCUUGCACGCACCUCCUGAUUGGUCACCAUGUAAUGGGUUAUUGUUUAUGAUAGUGACAGCAGCCUUUUGAUAUUUUACUCAUCAUUUAGUGUUCUGUACCUUAGAUCAGAAUUUGGAAGUUUAUAUAUAAAGUAUUGUUGCCUUGA